AUGGCUUCCCAGUUUCAUCAGCUUCGGGUCCUGAUCUGGAAAAAUUGGCUAGGUGUCAAAAGGCAGCCGCUUUGGACUCUUGUCUUGAUUUUAUGGCCAGUCAUUAUUUUCAUAAUUUUGGCUAUUACCCGGACCAAAUUUCCUCCAAGAGCAAAAUCAACGUGUUACCUUGCACCUCGAAAUCUUCCUAGUACUGGCUUCUUCCCGUUCCUGCAAACCCUACUCUGUGACACAGACUCUAAAUGCAAAGACACACCCUAUGGUCCAAAAGAUCUGCUUCGUAGGAAAGGAAUUGAUGAUGCACUAUUUAAGGACAGUGAAAUUCUGAGAAAGUCAUCCAACCUGGAGAAGGACAGCAAUUUAUCACUCCAGAGCACCAAAGUUCCAGAAGGAAGGCACACAUCACCAGCCAUAGUAUUUCCCAGUCCAAGUUCUGUUUUGGAAAAUACUGGAACAGAUACUUUCAAUGGAAGUCAAGUCCUUGCCCGGAUCCUUAGUUUGGAAAAGCUGUUAGAGGAAAAUUCAACUUCAGAAGACAUACGAAGAGAACUGUGUGAGAACUAUCCAGACUAUACCACUCAUUAUGCCUUCUCUUGGACAACUCUAGGGAAAAACGUUUUUAACAGAUUUUGUCUAUCCAAUAUGACCUUUUUAGAGUCUUCGCUCCAUGAACUAACAAACCAGUUCUCUCAGAUAUCAAGUAAUCCCAGCAACCAGAAGACAGUAUUUCAGGACAUGGUCAAAAUGCUGUCCUUCUUCUCACAAGUCCAAGAGCAGACAGCUGUGUGGCAGCUUCUUUCUAGUUUUCCAAAUGUGUUCCAGAAUGAUACAACACUAAGCAGUCUACUUGAUGUUCUUCAAAAUGCAAACAGUGCGCUGCAGGUGGUGCAGAAGGUUUAUCCACGUGUCACAACUAACGAAGGUUUCAAAACUCUCCAUAAAUCUGUUAAACAUCUGCUGUACACUCUGGACUCCCCAGCUCAAGGUGGCCCUGAUAAUGUGACGCAUGUGUGGCGUGUGGAAGAUGGGCAGUUACUCUCCCCAAGCAGCCUGGCUGCACAGCUCCUAAUACUGGAAAACUUUGAAGAUGCUCUCUUAAAUAUAUCAGCAGAUAGUCCUUAUAUUCCUUACUUGGCAUGUGUGAGAAAUGUCACUGACAAUUUGGCCAGGGGAUCACAAGAAAAUUUAAGACUCCUGCAGUCCAUAAUUUCGUUUAAAAAAUCUUUUCUUCAAAAUGGUUUUUAUGAGGAUUACUUUUCUUCAGUUCCUGAAGUCCUGAAAUCAAAACUCUCUCAACUUCGAAACUUGACCGAACUUCUUUGUGAAUCUGAAACUUUCAGUUCAAUAGAGAGAAUGUGCCAGCUCUCUGACGUGAACUUUAGGGACCUAUGUGAAGAAAGUGCAUUUCAUGUGCAGCUCCUCGAAGCAGCAGAGCUUGGCACCGAAAUAGCAACCAACUUACUGUACCAUGACAAUAUUAUAUCUAAAAAACUGAGGGAUUUGCUUACUGGGGAUCCAAGCAAAAUGAAUUUAAAUAUGGAUUGGUUGCUAGAACAGGCACUGCAAAUGAAUUACUUUGAAAAUAUCACACGGUUAAUGCCAAUCAUGGAAGCCAUGCUGCAUGUCAAUAACAGCGCAGACCCUUCUGAAAAACCAGCACCAUUUUGCUUCUCCCUUUAUAAAGACAUCAUUAAUAUGCCUGCUGGACCUGUGAUUUGGGCUUUCUUGAAACCUAUGUUAUUGGGAAGAAUUUUGUAUGCACCAUAUACCCCUGUCACAAAGGCAAUAAUGGAAAAGGCUAAUGUAACUCUGAGGCAGCUGGCAGAACUAAGGGAGAAAUCUCAAGAGUGGAUGGAUAACUCACCACUUUUCAUGAAUUCUUUCCACCUGUUAAACCAGACGAUUCCCAUGCUCCAGAAUACUCUAAGGAACCCCUUUGUGCAAGUUUUUGUGAAAUUCUCUGUGGGACUCGAUGCUGUUGAACUAUUGAAACAGAUAGAUGAACUUGAUAUUCUAAGACUGAAAUUAGAAAACAGCAUUGACAUCAUUGAUCAGCUCAACACACUAUCUUCCCUGACAGUAAAUAUUUCCUCCUGUGUAUUAUAUGACCGUAUUCAGGCAGCAAAAAGCAUAGAUGAAAUGGAGAGAGAGGCCAAAAGGCUUUACAAAAGCAAUGAACUCUUUGGAAGUGUUAUUUUUAAGCUUCCUUCUAACAGAAGCCGGCACAGAGGCUAUGACUCUGAAGAUGUAUCUCUUCCUCCUGUCAUAAAAUAUACCAUCCGCAUGAGUCUCAAGACUGCACAGACCACAAGAAGCAUAAGGACCAAGAUUUGGGCCCCGGGGCCACACAAUUCUCCAUCACAUAACCAGAUCUAUGGCAGGGCUUUUGUUUACUUACAGGAUAGUAUUGAGAGAGCAAUCAUUGAAUUGCAGACUGGAAGAAACUCCCAGGAAGUAGCCGUCCAGGUCCAGGCAAUUCCAUAUCCCUGCUACAUGAAAGACAACUUCCUAACCAGUGUCUCUUAUUCUCUUCCAAUUGUGCUCAUGGUUGCCUGGGUUGUAUUUAUAGCUGCAUUUGUAAAAAAGCUUGUUUAUGAGAAAGAUCUCCGGCUUCAUGAGUACAUGAAGAUGAUGGGUGUGAAUUCCUGCAGCCACUUUUUUGCCUGGCUUAUAGAGAGUGUUGGAUUUUUACUGGUGACCAUCGUCAUCCUCAUCAUUAUACUCAAGUUUGGCAAUAUUCUCCCUAAAACAAAUGGGUUCAUUUUGUUCCUGUAUUUUUCGGACUAUAGCUUCUCAGUUAUUGCCAUGAGCUAUCUCAUCAGUGUCUUCUUUAAUAACACCAACAUUGCAGCCCUGAUUGGAUGCCUCAUCUACAUCAUUGCCUUUUUUCCAUUUAUUGUUCUGAUUACAGUUGAGGAUGAGUUGAGCUAUGUAAUAAAAGUAUUCAUGAGUCUGCUGUCCCCAACAGCAUUCAGUUAUGCAAGUCAGUACAUUGCAAGAUAUGAGGAGCAAGGCAUUGGUCUUCAGUGGGAAAAUAUGUACAGUUCCCCAGUUCAGGAUGACACCACCUCAUUUGGCUGGCUGUGCUGUCUAAUCCUAGCUGAUUCUUUAAUUUAUUUCCUUAUUGCUUGGUAUGUCAGGAAUGUGUUUCCAGGUACAUAUGGUAUGGCAGCUCCAUGGUAUUUUCCAGUCCUUCCUUCCUAUUGGAAGGAGCGAUUGGGAUGUAUAGACGUGAAACAUGAGAAAAGCAAUGGCCUUAUGUUUACUAAUAUCGUGAUGCAGAACACGAACCCAUCUGCUAGUAAGACAA
This is a messenger RNA of Leptonychotes weddellii (Weddell seal), 3310 nucleotides long. NCBI's taxonomy places the organism in Eukaryota, Metazoa, Chordata, Mammalia, Carnivora, Phocidae. The record is from RefSeq and is a predicted model, not a curated record.